AAUAAUAAAAUAGGAUUCUGUCGUCAAUUGCGGAGAUUAAAUUAUUAUUAUUAUUAUACAAAAGUAGUGAUUGCUUCUUUGGUCCUGCAUCCCUUUUUUUUUUUAUUGUUAUUAUCCUAUUCGUAUACAAGUAUAUAAACACACACACAUAUACAUACACAUAUAUACAUAUAUAUAUAUAUAUACGCAUAUAAAUGUUCAGUUGGAUAAAAGAAAGAAAAAAGACAAUAAAGGCAUUAUGUGCCAUUUUUAUUCUAUUUUCAACAGUGACAAUAGCAGAUGAACAUGACCAUGUGUACAAAGAGGGCGAUGAAGUGGUAGUAUGGAUGAAUACAGUUGGGCCUUUGAAUAAUAGACAAGAAACAUAUCCUUAUUUUCAAUUACCGUUUUGUCAAGGCCCACAUACUAUACAACAUCAUCAUGAAACUUUAGGAGAAGCCCUUCAGGGUAUGGAUCUUGUCAAUUCUGGAAUUCCAAUUCGCUACUUGAAAACUGAUUCAUAUCAACCUUAUUGUAAAAAGGUACUUGAUGCAAAAGAUAUCGAUGUAUUAAGAUAUGCAGUGGAUAAUCAAUAUUGGUAUACAAUGUUUAUUGACGAUUUGCCGUUAAAUGGUGUUGUAGGCGGAAAUGUUAAUGAGGGUAAAGAAGAUUCCCAAAUUACACAAGAUCCACAUUUUAAACCACUUUAUGUUUAUACACACAAGAGUUUUACAUUUGAAUACAACAAAAAUCAAAUUAUUUCUGUUAGUUUACAGCAUGCUGCACCUGUCGAGUUAAAAUAUAAUCAAAAAUCAUUAGAAUUAACCUUCACAUAUUCAGUUGAUUGGAACCCUACAGAAGUUGCAUUUCAGGAUCGGUUUGAUAGUUUAUUAGAGACAGAUUUCUUUGAACAUAAAGUGCAUUGGCUUUCUAUUUUUAGCUCAUUUAUGAUGGUGCUAUUUUUGACUGGUCUUGUGUCAGUUAUUCUUUUAAGAACUAUUAAACGUGAUUUUACAAGAUAUGAUCGUGAAGAAGGCCUUACAGACUUUGAUCGGGAUUUAGGUGACGAAUAUGGUUGGAAACAAGUUCAUGGUGAUGUCUUUCGUCAACCUCCUCGCCUUAUGUUAAUGUCAGCUCUGAUGGGUACUGGAUCUCAACUUGUCAUUUUAGCAGCUGUGGUUAUCUUGUAUACUAUAUUAGGUGAUUUAUAUGCUGAACGUGCAACUAUUCUCACCGCUACUAUUUUCUUGUAUGCUCUUACUUCAUUUGUGGCUGGAUAUACGAGUGCACGAUACUAUGCUAGAUAUGGAGGCAAAGAUUGGGUAAAAACUGUAGUCAUGACAGCUUGUUUAUGGCCAGGUGCUGUCUCAUGCAUUGGUGGUUUUAUUAAUGCUUUAGCUAUCUUUUAUUCGAGUUCACGAGCAAUCUCUUUUUAUACUUUAUUAUCUAUCGUUGCUCUCUGGAUCUUUUUAUGUUUCCCCUUAACUUUACUUGGUACAAUUGUCGGUCGUAAUUGGGGCAGUCAAACAGAUUUCCCUUGUCGCGUGAAUCCAAUCCCAAGACCUAUUCCUGAAAAAGUAUGGUAUGCUGAGCCUUUAAUGAUUGUCGCCAUGGGUGGUAUUUUACCUUUUGGUUCUAUCUUUAUUGAAAUUUAUUUCAUCUUUACUUCCUUCUGGACAUAUAAGAUUUAUUAUGUUUAUGGAUUUAUGUUCUUGGUCUUUAUUAUCAUGCUAAUUGUUAGUGCUUGUGUUUCUAUCGUAAGUACUUACUUUUUGUUGAAUUCUGAAGAUCAUCGCUGGCAUUGGGUUAGUUUUAUGACAUGCGCCUCUACAGCAGGUUAUAUCUAUAUUUACUCUAUCUAUUACUUUUUUAUGAAGACAAAGAUGACAGGCAUGUUUCAAACUAGUUUUUAUUUCGGUUAUACAGCCCUUUUAUGUUUGGGUAUAUUUUGUAUGUUAGGUUUUGUUGGUCAUACGAUUGCGAGUCAAUUUGUUCGUAAAAUAUAUCAAAAUGUUAAAAUUGACUAAGAAGAUUUAUUAAUAUAUUGAAAAUCUAUCCCCCUUUUUUUUUUUUUUACACAUAAU
This is a messenger RNA of Cokeromyces recurvatus, 2063 nucleotides long. RefSeq lists its product as uncharacterized. Gene Ontology annotation, cellular component: membrane. Gene Ontology annotation, biological process: protein localization to membrane. The record is from RefSeq and is a predicted model, not a curated record. Lineage: Eukaryota; Fungi; Mucoromycota; Mucoromycetes; Mucorales; Mucoraceae. The coding region runs from base 195 to 2006 and encodes 603 amino acids. The transcript has 10 exons.